UAAACUGAUAUUCGCAGCGCGACCAUGCCCAUUUUACUCCCAAGGUCGCUGCUUGUUCGCUGAUUCAUGCAACUUCCUGCAUGAUGUCAAAAUAAAAGUCAAGAACCCAGAAAUUACGAUAAUCUCAAGCCCUACUCCCCAGUCUACUCCUGCUCUUUCGCGUAGCGACUCGAUUACAUCCAGUCCCAUCUCACCUAGCACCGCACUUGGUAGAGUGCGGUCACCACCGCGUUCUCCGCGGCUGUCAAGUCUGCUCCUUGCUCUCGGUAAUGCCAUUGAGCCGGACGAAGAAGACGAUGGUUCAAGCUCUGCGGAAUCUAGCACGCGUCACGCCGCAGAGCUCGUUCCGCCAGAUGCUAUGUUUGGGCAGGUGUCGCCACGCCGGAGUAAUUUCAGUGAAGCGGCGAACGAGCAGGCUGAGGCAGAACAUGAGAUUAUCAGUCUAAAUCCCCUGGCGGAAGACAAGCACAUGACUUCGUCGUCGUCGGACGAGUUCGCGUCUCACAAUCGCAAUUCGCAACCGCUGUCUGGAGAGUCUGUUCGCGAAUCUGAACGCACCGACAUCAUGUCCCCAGUUGAGCUGAUGACCGGCCCUCCGUUCUGGCACCCUAUUGGAAAUCUCCCACAGACAUUUCAACGCGAAGACUCUGUCGAUUCUGGCUAUGCUGACAACUGGACUGGGCCCCAACAGUUUGUACUGUCGCCACCACAUAGAGACACGCCCGGACGCUACUCAACCUUGUCACUCCUUUCCUCACCGUUCGGCUCGCCUGCUCGUGCGAUUUCUCCCAAAUUCGCACCGACUGCGCUGUCAGGUUGGCCUCCUGGUUCUCCCCGAUCAGGUACUUCGAACUCGGAGUCGGUGUUUGAGCAUCCUCACAUCUCAAAUCAUGGAGGAGACCAUCAAUACGCACAAUCAUUUGAUGAGCUUGAUAGCCCGAGAAAGUACGAAGCGGAGCGCAAGCGUCGUUCGGACGCAAGUCGUAUUUCCGACGCAGAUCCGGACAAGACUAUUAAGCAGAGUCGGCCGUCGUCGUUGCACGUUGCAGCAACGAAGGCUCAUGGCGUGGAUGUGGCGUCUUCGUCUUCAGCAUCUUCUGUGAUUCAUCAGCCGCCAACAAAGCCGUCUGUUCACAAUGUCUCUGCAUCGCCGGAACCGCCGCAGACUAUCUACCCGCUCGAGCCGUCGCCUUUCCUUUUAGGUUAUGAGGACGAGGGAUCAUCAUUUGCUGCUCCUGAGCCCGGGACUCAGGACGAGCCGCCUUCAAUCGAGUCUCCGCCUUCGCCAGCUCCGCGCUCCACCGUUAUGGGGCCAGCCUCGACAUCGUUUGACCAUGGUCGAUCUCCAAUAGCCGCGCUACCCAUCAGAUCCCCUCAUACUUCCCCUCAACGCUCCCCAAGCCGGCGGUACUCAGGAUCUCCGUGCCUUGUUCAGUUGUCUACCACAAAGUCCCCAGCCCAUACUUCUCAAUCAGCUAUAAGUCAACGCAGUCCAGCCUCGCUUCAUCUUACUUCGCCGUCACCUGCAGCACCCGUCUUCCCAGCCACCUCUAUUCCUGAGCCGCUCUCGAACCCCUUCAGCCCCUCAUCUUCACAUUCACCCCUACAGUCUGUCGGAAGCGGAGCACCUGUACAACACGAAGCCGAGGAGCAUACUAUACUGUCUGCAGAUUUGUAUGCAGCGCACGUGAAUUCGCCUGUUUUUCACGAGAAUGAAGUGGACCAAGAGGCUCCUGAGGAUGCAGGAGGUCAAACCGUUUCGUAUGCUAGCCACUACAGAGCGGUAAUUGAUCCUAAUAUUCCGCCGGCUGCGACCGAGUCCGAGGAUGCUGCUGAAGAGCGGUCGGUGUCGUUUGCGAGUUUGUAUGCUGCACAACUCAGCCCUGUGCGGCGGGUGCCGGUAGGGAACGUUGAUAAAACUUCAAGUGACGAGCAGCCAAAGUCAUAUACUUCUAACAGCCAAGCACGUACCUCCUCACCAGCACAGUCAGCCCACGACAAAAAUGCUACUUCAAUUACCGCUGAAGAUCGGGCUGUCCCAUACUCAAGCAUUCAUGAGUCGCCCGUUGCAGGACCUUCGCGACUGGCGAAUCCCCCAGUGCAGAUGGUCUCGACAGAAAGCACCAACUCUCCCGAGCAGACAUUCUCAUAUGCAAGCUUCUAUGACGAGGCACCGCUGGCCGACCCGACCCGUCACUCGACCCCUCGUUCGACCCUCUCGCGCUCCGUCUCCCUCAGAAGCAUGUCCACUCCCCUGUCGGAGCGUACAGUGCUCUCCCGCUCCGCAUCUAUGCGAGCGACGUCGACGCCACGCUCGGACCGCUCGCUGUCUAGGUCCUCUAUUAGGAGCAGUGCGCGGCGGACACCGUCAGCACUGCCUGCGAGGCUAUCAUCUCCGACGCCAAGCAUAUCUAAUACUACGGAUUCUCCGCUCCUGCACCCUCUAGAACGCGACUCGACGCUGCUGUCGCCGUGCGACAGCCCCUACGCGUCCCCGCGAGCGAUAUUGGUCCACGACGCACAGGAUAAUAGCGUGCAAGACGUGCCCACAAAUCGCAGGCUCUCGCGCGAUGCUCCGCGCAGUCCGGACCAUUCGAGAGCGGCGCAAGCAGCGUCUCCGUAUUCUCUAGACUCGCCCCCCGCAACAGCGGCAUCAGAGCCAUUGGGAUCGCCGGCUGCCUCCCGCCGGUCGUCAAUCUCGGACUUCCAGCCGAACUCUGAGGGCCAGACGUCUCGAAAGUCGAGCAAAGUGGCUUUCGGGUUCAGGAACUCGACUACUGUGGGUCCACUCUAGAAUUAUGCAUCGCAGCACCCUAAUGGUUUGGUAGACCCGAAUACAAGAUCCUUCAAGUACUUCUCGGCCGGGCAGCGCACCCUUGGUGCGCUCUCGCCCCCCGGCGCUGGUCGGUCUCUCGUUUAACCGCAGCAAUUCUAUGAACAAUAGCCGGCAGGACCUGUUAUCUCCCACUGAGUCGGCUUCAUCUGCCGGCAAGCUGAGGCCGCUUCGAUUGUCCAUUCUAUUGAACUCUUCCAGCUCUAGUCUUUCAUUGAACUCUGCUGUCUCCUCGUCUCCUUUGUCUUCUGGCAUGUUUCUACCACGGACCGCUGAGCUCACUCCUGGUAUGUCAAUCUGAAUC
Phanerochaete carnosa HHB-10118-sp is the source of this 3137-nucleotide messenger RNA. RefSeq lists its product as uncharacterized. Lineage: Eukaryota; Fungi; Basidiomycota; Agaricomycetes; Polyporales; Phanerochaetaceae. The transcript has 2 exons. The coding region runs from base 359 to 2794 and encodes 811 amino acids. The record is from RefSeq and is a predicted model, not a curated record.